Messenger RNA from Ornithorhynchus anatinus (platypus), 1023 nucleotides. Its product is annotated as olfactory receptor 14A16-like. The coding region runs from base 1 to 1023 and encodes 340 amino acids. Gene Ontology annotation, molecular function: olfactory receptor activity; G protein-coupled receptor activity. NCBI's taxonomy places the organism in Eukaryota, Metazoa, Chordata, Mammalia, Monotremata, Ornithorhynchidae. Gene Ontology annotation, biological process: G protein-coupled receptor signaling pathway. The record is from RefSeq and is a predicted model, not a curated record. Gene Ontology annotation, cellular component: membrane. The transcript has a single exon.
AUGUCAGACGACACGGCCAACCGCCCGGCGGCGAGGGGAUUCCUGCUGCUGGGAUUCUCGGAGGUCCGGGGGCUGCGGCCGGUCCAGGCCGCGCUGUUCCUCCCGGUCUUCCUGGCGGCCCUGACGGGGAACCUCCUCAUCGUCGCCGUCACCGUCCUCGACCGCCGCCUCCACACGCCCUUGUACUUCCUCCUCGGGAACCUGGCCCUCGUCGACCUCCGCUACGUCUCCGUCACCGUCCCCAAAUCCAUCCCCGACUCCCUCUCGAACGGCAACUCCGUCUCCCCGCCGGCCUGCGCCGCCCAGGUCUUUCUCGUGAUCUUCUUGAUCGGAUCGGAGAUGGCCCUGCCGACCGUCACGUCCCACGACCGCCUCGUGGCCGUCUGCCGCCCCCUGCGCUAUGACACCGUCGUGCACCGCGGGGCCUGUGCCUCCGUGCUGGCCGCCUCCUGGCUCAGCAGCGGCCUGAACGCCGCCCUCUACGCGACCGGCGUCUUCUCCCUGUCCUUCUGUGCCCCCAACGUCGUCCACCAGUUCCUCUGCGACGGCCCCCAGUCGCUGAGGCUCGCCUGCUCCUCCGGCCAAGGGGCCCAGAAGCUGAGUUUAGCCACGACCGUCGGCUUACCCUUCUUCUGCUCCGUGCUCGUCGUCGUCUCGUACGCGCGCAUCUUCCGGGCCGUGCUGAGGAUGCCGGCCGCCGAGGGCCGGGGCAAAGCCUUCUCCACCUGCCCGCCCCACCUCGCCGUCGUCACCCUUUUGGUCACCUCCGGCUCCUCUGCCUACCUGAAGCCGAUAUCCGACUCCCCCUCCGCGCUGGAACUCAAGCUGUCCGUGUUCUACUCCGUGUUGCCCCCCACCUUGAACCCCCUCAUCUACAGCCUGAGGAACCGCGACGUGAAGAUGGCGAUGGAGAAACUCUUAGGGCAGAAGCCCCCCCCCCCCGGGGGGGGCUUUCCUUUAGAUGAUCAGCUCCUUGGGCUCAGGCCUGCCGUCUGCCGAAAUAAAAACAAUAAAAACGAAUGA